UGAAGGCCAGAGACAGCAAACCCCUCUAUCGCUGAAACCCUCCAAACGCUUACCGCAAUGGGCAGGAAACCCUCGGCUUCCGCCGCCGCCGCCGCUGCCGCUGCGGCUGCCGACCACGACUCCACCGUUGCCAGCGCCAAGGCCGCCGAACUCCUAGCAGCAGCCGCUGACUGCGAGGGUAUCCAUGGGCACUCCAUGUUCUUCGACGCCCUUGUGCAGCUUAUACCCCCGCGUUUCUACCUCUCCGCCGACGAUGAUGUUCGCCCCUACUACCAGGGGCUCUCCAAGGCCGCCAAGGCGGCCAUGAAGGCUCAGUCCCGCGCCAAUAUCAAGGCUGCCCGCCGAGCCCGCCUCGACCCCGCGGGGCCGCCUUCCUCCACCCUGGACCUUCUCAAGAAGUCCGUCGCCGACCAAGAGGCGGAGGAGAAGAAGGAAGAGGAGGAGGAUAACUCACAAGACGGAAGCCAGGAGUCCGACGACGAUGCAACCUCAGAGGGUGGCGACGAUGACCAGGACAACGAGGAGGGAGAUUUAGAGGAGGAAGAGGAGGAGGCAGAGGAUGAGAAGGAGGAGAUGCAGAUGGCCCCAGCAGCAGUUGUUUCUGAAGACCGGUCGGUGACUUACGAGGAGCUGCGAGAGCGGCUUCAGCGCCGCAUUACAGAGCUCCGUGGGAACCGGUGCACCAGGCCAGAGUUCCUGAAUAAACCCCAGAAGGAGAAGGGUAAGAAGGGAAAGGGUGCUAAAGUGAAGGGGAAGGAGGAGGGUACAAAGCGGAAGCGUGAGGAUGGCACCGGGGAUGCGGAGGGUAAGGAUGGGAAGAAGCACAAGAAGGAAGGGGAAGAGAAGGCACCAGAUAUCAUAUAUGGCAAUGUGUUGGUUGAUCCAAAGGAAGCUAGGCGGAGGAAGAAGAGGAGGAUCAAGAACAAGAAGAAGGAGCUGGAACAGGCUAAGCGGAUGCAGAGGGCAAAGGAGGAUCCUAAAAAGGCCACCAAGAUGGCCUGGGAUGUGGCAACAAGGCGCGCGGCUGGGGAGAAGGUGCACGACAACCCCAAGUUGAUUAAAGAGAGCAUGAAGAAGGAUAAGAAGCGGCAGGAGAAGCACGCGGAGGAGUGGAAGGACAGGCAGAGGACAGUGGACAUCAAGAAGAAGCAGAAGCAGAAUAAGCGGAAGGAGAACAUCCAGGGGCGGGCACAGGAGAAGAAGGCGCGCAAAAUAGAGAAGCGUGAGAAGAAGCUUAUGCGCCCUGGUUUUGAGGGGCGCAAGGAAGGCUAUGUCAAUGAGUGACAUCUACAUUGAAGAUGAUGGUGACUGAGUACUGUAUCUGCUUUAUCUUUGCAAGGUUGCAUAUGUUGGUGUUGGUGUUGGUACUGGAAAUAGGUAUCCAGAUCUUGACUACCACACUUAAUUAUAGCUUGAAGGUUGAAUGUUUGGCAGGUCAUCUGGAAAAGAUUUUGAGAUAUUCCUUCUGCUGUAUUUUCAUUGAGCUUAGAUAAAUUUGUCGAAGAAAAAACUUCUGUGUGUGGCUUCAUAGUUAUCUCUAGCACUAGACCAACGAAAUAUUAAUGUUCUUUUAUGUCCACAGUCCGAGGAAAUGUUAAUGAUGCUUUAGUGGA
Aegilops tauschii subsp. strangulata is the source of this 1613-nucleotide messenger RNA. RefSeq lists its product as uncharacterized. Gene Ontology annotation, molecular function: DNA binding; RNA binding. The record is from RefSeq and is a predicted model, not a curated record. Gene Ontology annotation, biological process: ribosomal large subunit biogenesis; ribosomal small subunit biogenesis. NCBI's taxonomy places the organism in Eukaryota, Viridiplantae, Streptophyta, Magnoliopsida, Poales, Poaceae. Gene Ontology annotation, cellular component: nucleolus.